UUAUAACUUGAAAAUUUCGUGAAAUCAUAUCACACGCAUGGAUCAUUAACGUAGAUCAUUCUAUGACAAUCGGAAGUGUUUACUUUGAGUACAGGGUGUGACUAAAAGUGUUUCAAGUGCUUCAAGGGUAUAACGUCAAAAGUGGUUAAAAUGAUCUCAUGUCAAUGCAUCUCAUAUCGUUUGAAGAGAAUAUAAAAUAGGAUGAUCCAAGUCUCACUUUAAACUGGUUGUGGUGGCUGUUCUGACUUCAUGUAAAUAAAUAGAAUUUUGGUGAAAACGAAUUUUGGUGGAAAUGAAGAGAAAUUUAUAUCUUUUGGUCGUAGCAGUCUUUACAUUGGCCUAUGGCGCAGUCGUACCUUUACCCCCCAGUAUUUCCUUAAAUGAUUCUCAAUGUCGUCAAAUUUACACGAACUGUACAACGAACGAGGAAUGUUGUGUUCCAAUGAGAUGUCUUAAUAUAAACAAUAGAAAACAAUGUCACACUGGGACGGAUAGUCCUCAUUUGCCACCUGAUGCGGGUGGAGGUUAUAAACCUCCUGAAAAUCCAGGUUGUGGACUUUAUGGUGAUGAGUGUGAUUCAUUAAGUCAAUGCUGUGAGCCGUAUGUUUGUCGUUAUGGUGGAAUAUGCGUUAAAGUAAGGUACGAUUAUUUGGGAAGACCUGAAUAUUCUUGAAAGUAGAAUGUUUACUCUACUUGUGAAAAUAUAAAAAAGCACCCUAAUGUAUAUUAAAAUCAAGUUUAUGUUAAAAUGUUUUUUGUAAAUAAAUUAUCUGACAUUUGUUUAUUAAAAUACAUAAACCAAUUAUUUUAUGUGUUUUAUUACCCACAGACAUUUAACGUUUUCAGUAAAUUAAGAAAUUCCUCUCUCGUGUUGUACUUUAUCACAUUUCUCUUUGUAAUCGUUAAAAAGUUUAGCGUUAUGACGUCACUCGUUGACACGACGAGCAAUAUGACGAUUAAUACGCCAACUAUACGUCAUUACUCAUAGUUGCCAUGGAAAUAUCGUAACCAUGUAGAAAAUGGCGACCGAAGGAGAAAAUAAAUAUCUUGAAAGAAAACGGUUUGCCAUUGACUAUUUGAAAACAAAUGAUGUUCCAAACUGCUUUCAGAAACUUCUCAACAACAUUUUAGAAGAACCACCCGAUGAUAUUUUUGGUUUCAUGGCUGAAUAUUUUUCAAAAAAGGCAAAAACACCUAAGAUAACAAAUUUACUGUGUUCAAGAAUUUUUACUGAAUGUGGCAAUAUGACCGUUAAGGUUGAAAUAGAAGUAUUAUAUCAUGGAAAUAUAAAGAGACUCUCCUCUAUUCCAUUAUCCCUGGAUAGUCAACCUGAAGAUGAAAUGAAAGUUGCAGUUAAAGGCAAGACUUCUGCCUUGGAGUCAAAGCAAAAUCCUUCAGGUGACGAGUUGGAAGAAAUUGAUGAUUCAUUUGAACAAGUAAUGAAAACUAUCCAGGAAAAUAUCAAGCCUGCACUUGUUGGAGUAGAGCUUUAUAAUGAUGUAGAAAUCAACAGAAUUUUAGAAGAUGUUAUGAACAACAGAUGUAACAAUGAUAGCGAAAUAAACUUGUUGUCUGUCAUCAAUAAACAAAACAAGUUCAACAUUGACAAGGAGAACUCAAUCACACACAAUGAUGAACUUGUUAAAACUGAUACCACAGAAGUAGAAGAUAUACCAAAAAACGACGAACAUCGUAAUGGUUUUGUUCAUUUAGACAUACUUGCUGUUUCAAUGGCAAUUGCAAAGUCAGCCUCUGUAUUACAAGAAUCCCAACUGUUUAAUAAUUUGUACUUUGCUACAACGAAAGAGGAACCAGAUUUUCUAUCAUUACCCAUGCCGUUUAUGUGUGUGUUACGAUGUGACAAGAAAACAUCUGGAAAGCUUUAUAUGUUUAAGGAUGUAAUGAUUGCAUUCAAAAAUACAAUAUCAUCGUUUCAGGCGUUGAAACAGUUGACGAAUAUUUACGAACAACUUGAGUCAAACACUCGACAAAAGCCGACAGCUAACAUGACUGCAGACAAUGGCGCUUUAACUCCCAGCAUUGACAGACCAGAGCAAAGUCUUGAUCUCCUUCGAGACGCCAUCACAACGGCAGGAUACAGCUAUGAAGAUGACGUUAUAGUCGCAAUAAGAAUAUGUAGCCAAGAUAUUUAUGACAAGGAUAAGCAAAAGUAUGAAAUCUGCUUGAACACAUUGAAAACAUCAGAGGAGAUUAUGAACGUAUACUUUGAUCUCUGCCAGCGUUAUCCUGAAAUAAAGAUCCUCGUAGAUCCUUUUAUAUCACAAGACGCACAGAGUUAUUCUCAACUUAGCGAGAGAUUGAAAGGGAACUGUUUCAUUCUAAGUCAGGAUUCAUUUGCCAAACAUGCUACGGAAGAAGCUAUAAAAGAAGGUUUAGUUUGUGGUAAAGUUAUGGAACUUCAAGAUGUAUCUACUGUUGCGCAGUUUAUGCAACAAUCAAGGUUUUUUGCAGAAUUUUCUAAAUUAAUUUUUGUUACUACGAACGACCUAAGUGUAUUGGAUGAUUUUAUGGUUGAUUUAGCUGUGGCUGCUCAAGCACAUUGCGUUAUUUUUGGUGCGCCAUCGCGUUCUUGUAAUAUUCAAAUUUACAAUAGACUGUUGGAAAUAGAGAAACUUUUGAGUGAAGCAAAUAUUCUCGUUGAAAAGAGGCCACAGUUUGCAUGAUAAACUUUCUUGACGUGUAGAUAUUGCAUUGUCAUAUUUUUACCUUUCUAUAUGAGUUUUUUUAGACGUUCUGUAUGUAUAAGUAAAUUUAAUGAGAUGAAACAAAAGUUAAUUACAUUAAGAUUAACUUACAAAACAUUCACAACAGCAAUAGCUAUAAGCUCUUAAAAACCUUCGUGGCUACCUAUGUGUUUACUUUUUGGAACAUCUUGAAAAAUACAAGUUGCCAUACGGUUUCAUAAGAAUAUCAUCAAUAUUGGAGCAUUUAGGUACAGAAAAAUAAUAUGGCACAAGUUAGGGAAUUUUUAAAUACUAGAUGUAACAACUUAGACUUCAGUUUAUGUUACAAUUGGUCAUUUCAUAGUCAAAAGUAGUCGAAGUAAUCGAAGGUAGUCAAUUCACGAAUUGCCAUGUGGUAAAUCAGGGCAGUGACGAGCAUGUCUUUGGUCAUUUUUUCCGAUGUAAUGGCGUCGCGAUCAUUUGACUUUAUGUUUGAACUAACUGAACUGUUUUGUAUCAUCUUACGCACCAACCAUAUUUUUUCGACCGUUGGUGUUGGUUUGCACAGACGAGAGUUUAAUAAUUCCAAACAAAGAAAUUCAAAGGUAGAAAUGCCAACGUAAAGGAGGCUGCCAAGAAACAACGAUAUCAGACUUUAUAUUGUAAGAGUGAAGAAGAAUUUUUUAGAGCUGCGAAAGAAAUGUUGAAAGUAAAAAUUUUGGUUGGAGUGAAGGGUUUUUGACUUUUUGUAUAUCGUAAAAUUUGUUCAAAUGCUAUGUUCAGGGGGUACAAAAAGUAUCAUUAAUUUAUUUUUUUACUCAAGAAUGCUAAAAUGCGAAAAAAGUCAAACGACGAAAAACAUGUGACGAAGAAUAAUGAGAAGAACAACAGGUUUUGUUUUUCUUCGCAUAUUUUGAUAUUACGUAAAUUUUUCAAUCAAGCCAAAUCUUACAUCAGACACGCGACAUUUUGCCCCAUAUACGCGUGCUUAGUGUUUCGAGUGGAGUAAUGAUUGGCUACACACGCGUGUCUGGGGUGAAAUCAUGGCUUAAAAAAAUUAUUAGGGUUUUGUAUUACAGGUAGCGUUCCACGAAUUUUAGUUUGAUGAUCUACCUUCAUAAUUAUGACGUAAUAGCGUUCAUGAAAUAAAGGUAGAAUCUCACGAUAUAAACUCAUUAGUUAUCAACAAUUAAAUGGUUAUCAUUAACGAAUAUCUUUUAUGUAAAGCACGACGCACUGGGGAAGAGCUUGUUGGAACGUCUGUCAAGCUGUUCACGAGCUGCUCACGUGUCCUACACCACUCCCAGAGUCAUUUAAGGUGGAUUGCUAUGUCAGCAAUGUUUUGCUAGACCUGUUUUUUUUUCGCUCCAGCUUUUAUUUGGAGAUGGAGAUUUUUACUGCGUUGUAUAGUUGUUAUUUUGUAAGGUGUUGUACUGGUUUUUCUUUUACAGAAAGUAUGUAAAGAUAUGGUAAAAAUAUCGAGUGAAGGUCGUGAACUGUGUGCGAAAGCAGUUUGUAGAGAACUUGAAUUUUUACAUGUGUAGAAUAUGAAUUUGAAAUUUCGAAAACCUCUAACGAUAAAGAUGCCAAGUUGAUCAUUAUAUGAAUUCGUUUUGAUCUCUGUAACUGUAACUUGGAAUUGUCAAAAACCAUGAUCAUCAUUUUAGGCAGAAGUCUAGUUGAUCCUUAGCUUUAUCAUCGUUAAACAUUCCUUACUUUUUAGAUGUUGUUAAUAUCGUAAACAUGAGCAGUAAUUGUCGUUAUGAUGGAGAAUUUAACAAACAAAAUGACUGACUUCGAGAUUGGUGCUAGAUUACGUUGUUAUGCUUAGUUAUGAAUAUAAAUAAGAAACUUUUUACCUUUAUUUCAACCGUCUUCUAAGAAGUACUUAUCUGCUCCAAAAUUAUAUCCUGAUUCAGCAAUGGAACAUUCCACGAUUAGCUUAUGAAAUAUUAUGUAAAGUAUCAUUAAAGUAUAGAAUUACAACAAUGUACACGUAAAAUUCAAA
This is a messenger RNA of Xenia sp. Carnegie-2017, 4692 nucleotides long. Its product is annotated as enolase 4-like. Gene Ontology annotation, molecular function: magnesium ion binding; phosphopyruvate hydratase activity. Bases 1020 to 2684 code for a protein of 554 amino acids. The record is from RefSeq and is a predicted model, not a curated record. Lineage: Eukaryota; Metazoa; Cnidaria; Anthozoa; Malacalcyonacea; Xeniidae. Gene Ontology annotation, cellular component: phosphopyruvate hydratase complex. The transcript is spliced from 13 exons. Gene Ontology annotation, biological process: glycolytic process.